Anarrhichthys ocellatus (wolf-eel) is the source of this 1513-nucleotide messenger RNA. RefSeq names its product electron transfer flavoprotein subunit beta (gene etfb). The record is from RefSeq and is a predicted model, not a curated record. NCBI's taxonomy places the organism in Eukaryota, Metazoa, Chordata, Actinopteri, Perciformes, Anarhichadidae. Gene Ontology annotation, cellular component: mitochondrion. Gene Ontology annotation, biological process: amino acid catabolic process; fatty acid beta-oxidation using acyl-CoA dehydrogenase. The coding region runs from base 85 to 849 and encodes 254 amino acids. The transcript is spliced from 7 exons. Gene Ontology annotation, molecular function: electron transfer activity.
CCUCCUUGGGUGAAGGUUCACUGUGGUGACACUUCUGUCUGGUUAGCUGUCUACUGUACCGCGUAGUUAAACGUUUCAGCCACAAUGUCUGGCCGUGUCCUCGUUGGAGUUAAGCGUGUCAUUGACUACGCAGUUAAGAUUCGUGUGAAGCCAGACAACAGCGGCGUGGUGACGGAUGGCGUUAAGCACUCGAUGAACCCCUUCUGUGAGAUCGCUGUGGAGGAGGCGGUCAAGCUGAAGGAGAAGAAGUUUAUUAAGGAGGUUGUGGCUGUCAGCUGCGGCCCACAGCAAGCGCAGGAGACCAUCCGUACCGCCCUUGCCAUGGGAGCGGAUCGUGGCAUUCACGUGGAAGUGACCGGGAAAGACUACGAAACGAUGGGACCCCUGCAAGUCUCCAAGAUCAUGGCUGCUUUGGCCAAGAAGGAGGAUGCUCAACUCAUCAUCCUCGGCAAACAGGCCAUCGAUGAUGACUGCAAUCAGACCGGCCAGAUGACCGCAGCCUUACUGGACUGGCCUCAGGGUACCUUCGCAUCAGAGGUGUCAUUGGAAGGAGACAAGGUGAAAGUGGUGAGAGAAAUUGAUGGUGGCCUGGAAACUAUUAGGAUCAACACACCAGCAGUGCUCACCGCAGACCUUCGACUCAACACCCCGAGAUAUGCCACCCUGCCUAAUAUCAUGAAAGCCAAGAAGAAGAAGAUCGCUAAAGUGAAUCCUGCAGACUUGGGGCUGGACAUGACAUCCCGGUUGGAGGUGGUGAGAGUGGAUGAGCCCCCACAGAGGCUGGCAGGAGUGAAGGUGGAGACGGUUGAGGACCUGGUGGGCAAACUGAGGGAGCAAGGGACGCUAUAGAGGCUUCAGGAGUAUGAGCAGGGGAGCACAGGACUUGGCAGAAGGGACUCUCUAAUGAAUAACUGGACUGUGUUGCGCAAGCGCACCCGGAGGACUAGCUUAUGUUUCGGUCUAAUCCCUCUGUUUUUGAGACUGCGACUCCUGAGGAUAUGCAGGGAGGUACUGAGAAACACUGUCCUGUAGCAGACGAGCCCAAAAGGAUCAGCUUGUCUUUUAUGUGCAUUUUAACUUGCAUUCAUCUGUAUCAUAGGCUAUUAAUCUGACUUCAGACAAGCAGUCUUUAUGCAACAAUUGAAACCCAGACUUCUAUCACUAUCAUUCAUGCUGCUGUUUGUUUUACACUGUACAAUACCAGGACGAUGCAUUUCACCAACCGUUACAAGACUCUGCUGUUUAAUCUUGUGCAUCUGUAGUCUCACAUGUUAAGCAGUGCAGUUUUUGUAAAUGAUGUAUGUAGAUAAAGACCCGAACAUGUUGAGAUGAUAAGUGUCAUGUCCGCUGGUGAUUGUAUAGUUUGUGUAAUUGUAACCGGGUUUCAGACGGGGUCUCUCAGUAUGAGCGAGGGAAGAUGAUCAAACUUUUACCGUAAGCGCCUCAAUUCUCUGUUGAUUGUACAGAACAUUACCAUGACAAUAAAGCAGCCAGUCUUUUUCAUAUCUCAAAA